ACGAGAACUCUACUCUCUCCCAUAUAACACUCACAUGGGGUAUAAUAAUAUCCACUGCUUACCUACCUCCUUUUACCUGUGUGUAAUAAGCCCCAUCAGUCACCAGCAGCAGACCAAGAAACCUACGCCAGUCGCAGAAUACAUAUAAAAAGGAAGCGUAGUAGUAUUAAAAAAGGCAACCAGCGGUACUCAUGGUUCGUGGUGGUGGUGGUGGAAAGAGUUUUUCUUCAUCUUGAAGCUAUUAGAAUCUUGAGCUUGACUUGAUCAUCACUUUUUACUUGCUUCAUCUUCCUCUCGAAUGGAGGAGCCAAUAAUAAUAACAGGAGAAGUCUUUCCCAAAAAGAAGCAGCAGGAGAAGCAGGAGGAGCGGAAUAAUAAUAAUUUAAGCUUUUUCCUUCUCAUCAUGAUCAUCCUCGUAUUGAAUGAGUAGCCAACAAAACUCGCAAUCUACAAAGGCAAGAUGUGAAUCUCAGCCGUCAUCUUCCUCUGAUCGGUAUCGCUCCUGUCAGCUACUUGUCACAGACGCAGAAGAAGGACGACGAGUGAAAGUAGAAAGCAAGUGAGCAGCAAAAAGGGAGAAAAGAGUGAGUGGUUCGACUGCUGCUGCUGCUGCUGCUGCAACAUCUGAUCAUCACCCAGCCACUCUGUUGUUCUCUUAUAUCCACGACUAGCCGUAGUUCCUGUGUGGCUUUUGUAAAGUUCUAUGUGUACUGUACAAGUAAUCGAGAACGGUAUUACAGUAGUGGUGUGUGAGUAGUAGUAGAGAGAUUCGUGGUGAAAGCACACUCACCAGCAGCAGAAAGAAUGACUCAACUCUGGUAAAAAGUGGUCAGAUAAUAGAGCACAGCCACACACACACACACAACUAAAACUGCUGCAAGACACAAUUUGAAUUAUUAAACUUUCAAUUAACUUCUUUGUGAGUGGGGUGGGUUUGGUCGAAUUACGGGUGUGGAGGAGGAGGUCGCAACGGAGUGGUGACCUCUGGGCUUUUAUCGUAACAAUAGUGUGAUCCGCUACGACCUUGACAAAAACAAGGUCCUAAUUUAUUUGUGCAUUUCGUAUUUUUUUCUUUUUAUACAACUGAUAAGUUAUUAGUGAGGAAAAAAUUUAGUAAUCCAGUUCAAUCCACCACUAAAAUUCUGACUGAGCAACUUUUUUAAAAAUCUAUGUUGUCUUUUUGCUUGGUCAGCAGUAUUAAUUAAUUUAUUACUCUUAUUAUUAUUAUUAUUACCAUUUUACCGUCAUCGUUUUCGUAAACUUUUAUUGAUCUUAACUUCUUGUCAACCAACGACACAGCAUUUUCGUAUGGAUUUUUAUUCCGAAUCAAUAUCAUUGCUUGGGUCGUCAUCAUCUUGAAUUUAUAAUAUCUUACUUAUUGCUCCAAGUUUUUAUCUCAUUAUUAUUAUUUUAAUUAUUACAACGUAACACAUCGAAAACUUCGCAGUCAUUCUAGUUGUCUAGUUACUUUUUUUAAAUAACAAUCUUGUAAAAAAUAUUUACCAGCCAGCCUGUCACCCGUUCGUCAGUCAGUUCAAUCUGUCUAUCUAAAAAUACACGAUAAGCAUUUAUUUACUGCUUUUAAUCUAAUCUAAUUUUUUGUUAGUCCUAAGAAAAUAAGCAAAGAGAGUGAUUAUUUUGAAAGGCAAAGGGUGGAGCAUUGAAUCAAGUGUACAAGGAAAAAGUGAAACAAUCAGUUAAGUAUAGUAAGGUUUUUGUGUGAUAUGUAAUUAUAAUAAUUAAUUUUCUUCUUAAUAAGAAACAAAAUCUCUUUUUUGGCGUGAAGAAGAAGUCAGAUAUAAAGCUGACGCCAAGGUUGUCGUUUAUUUUACGGUCUCGGUGGAUAACAUAGUUAUUAAACUAAGGAAAUCGUAUAGUAGGAUAACUUAAGGGGGAAAUAGUUUGAGGGCGACACGCACGGAGGGGAGAGGGGGAGGAGGAUCAUGACUUUUUGUUUCUUCCUUCCGUCACCACAUCAUCCGAAUACUUUCGUCGUCGCCGUCGUCGUCGGAAUUCAUUUUAAGUUGUGAAUCGUCGUCUUACGAAAAUCGCUUCAAGCUGGAUAGGUUACCAGAAUACCUCCGCGACACCGUGGAUUGGUUUAUGGGGAAAGCUCGUCGAAAAGAGAAGGAUUCAACUGGCGGGCCUCCCGUGUCAGGAGUUGGAUAUGGGGGUGUAGGUGGGUUUGGGAGCAAUGAGGACGGAAAACUGGGGAAGCUGUACCUCGAAACUGCACUCUUGGAAAGACAUCUGAAUGAGACUGAUUUAAAGCAUCUGGUCGAAAUGCCGACGGGAUUAGAAGAAAAUGAGUGGAUGGCUUCUCACACUAUAGCUUUGUUUGAGCACGUUAACUUGAUUUACGGAACCAUAUCAGAGUUUUGUACGUCAACAAGCUGUCCUGAUAUGAAUGGUCCGUGCAUGAGAACGUAUCUGUGGUUUGAUGAAAAAGGAAAGAAAGUGAAAGUAGCCGCUCCGCAGUAUAUCGACUAUGUGAUGACUUUUAUUCAGAAAACAAUCAACGAUGAGUGCGUAUUCCCCACAAAGACUACCAAUGCGUUUCCUCCAUCCUUCAAACCGAUCGUGAAAAAGAUUUGUCGAUUACUUUUUCAUGUCAUAGCACACAUAUACCAUUGUCACUUUAAAGAAGUCGUUCUUCUCAGCCUUCACGCUCACCUUAACCUUAAGGGUGGAUACGGGUAUAGUCCUUCCGCCACCGCUACCACCUCAAUGGAGGACAAUCAAGAUCCACUCCCAGCACCCCUGAUUCACUUGGUGUUUGCGCAUUUCACGUUAUUUAACGAAACCUUUAAACUAGUUGAAGACAAAGAAACUGAAAUAUUACAGGAUCUCUCAUUAGCAAUGAGGCUAAGCAGAAGUGAUGUUCCGAACGACUCUAACAAAGAAAAUAUUAGUGUAACACAACCUUCCGCAAACUCGAGUCAAGGAUUGCCCGACGCUGUCACGUCAUCUUCGGGAUCGGGAUUUGAUUCCAUUACAGAAGGUUCACUUAUCAAACCAACUGCCUUAAUCAAUUCAGAUGAUUCGGAGCAUUUAUAAAUAAUCAAGACUAUUGGCGGAGAUACAAAAGAAGAUAAUGAAAAAAGGUUCUCUGUUCCCAUAAAGCUUAUUGCUGUAAUUCUUUCUGGUCACGCAGUAUUUACUCUCCAGAGGCGAAUACUGUACAUACAUACAUAAAUCACUUUUGUGUGAGUAUUAUAAUUAAUUGACAAACACACCUAAAUCUCUAUAUUGUUAAAACUUCCUGUUGGGGAGAGAGGGAUGAUGUUAAUAUUAUAAUUAUGUUUCCUCUGAGUAGACGACGACUUAACUUUUAAUGGUUUAAAAAAAUAACCAAAAAAUAUUUUCAUAGUAUCGUGAUGUAGAAAUUGUGCGUACCUGAUAACCUUUGCGACACGUCAUGUUACACCAUCAUCCAUGGAGUUGACGUUGCACCGUUAAUUGCUCCCAAAUUUAUGAGCCGCCUGUAUUAUUGCAGCUUGCAAUUUACCAGUUAUAGUUCCAUCAUCAUCAGGAUUCGGAUUUUUUUUAAUUCUCAGUUUUUUGUCGUGAGGGUUGAUUUGUUUCUAAUAAAUGUAAUAAGUUGUAUUGUAGCAAUUUGUCGUCAUUCGUUCCUUGGUUGUACAGACAGAGUCAUCCUAUCAUGCAUGCGGAGUUAAGUGUUGUUGUGGAUGGGCAGGCAAUCUUUACUAUUACUAAGUAAGAAGCAGAGGCUAGCAGAACAAUAUGUGCCUAUUAUAAUAUUGCGUAUAUAUUCAACUGGAUAAAAAACAUGUAACAUAUUCAUCUAGCUUGUGAUUGCUUUCUUGUAAAAAAAAUCAUUAUUACCACACUAUAUCUUUUAUUACCUCCUCUGGAAAAUUUUUUUAAAGUUAUUGAAUCAAAAUCUACCAAGAAGAAGGAUAUAAUGAGGAGCAACUGCCCCAGCUAGAAAGCAGCCUUUUCAAAAAAAAAGUCCAGACGCUAUAAAAUGAUGAUGACGAUGAUUAUGAUAACAACUCUGUAUCUUUUUAAAAAUGACCUAGCACAGUUAUCACGUGACGCAUCGAUCGAUUGAGUAUAAAAAGAAAGCUCUUUGUCGCAAACUAAUAUAUAUAAAUAUAUACUUAUACAAAUAUAUAGUGAUGACUAAAUGUCCACUAAUUUCGAGAGAGAAAUACAAACCUCAACCUACCAUCAUCCACAAAUAAAUGUCAAUGUUAAGUUAUUAGAACUGGAAUCAAAUGAGUGAACAUAUAUAAUAAACGUGAUGAAAUGAUA
This is a messenger RNA of Folsomia candida, 4278 nucleotides long. It is a transcript of the gene Mob2, whose product is annotated as MOB kinase activator-like 2. Gene Ontology annotation, biological process: positive regulation of protein phosphorylation; signal transduction. Gene Ontology annotation, molecular function: protein kinase activator activity. Gene Ontology annotation, cellular component: nucleus; cytoplasm. NCBI's taxonomy places the organism in Eukaryota, Metazoa, Arthropoda, Collembola, Entomobryomorpha, Isotomidae. The record is from RefSeq and is a predicted model, not a curated record. The coding region runs from base 2104 to 3057 and encodes 317 amino acids. The transcript is spliced from 9 exons.